AUGGAGAUAGAGUUGAACGACACUAGUGCUGGCUACUUGCAGCAACGAUGGGACGAUUUUUUGAACGUAGUAGGUGACGAUGCGGAGCGGUUGUACGUGUGGGGUCUGUCGCUGUACAUUCACUCCCUCUACUGGGUGCUGGGGUCCUUCUUCGUCUUCAUGGACGUGUUCCAGUGGCCACGGGCUCUGCGGAAGUUCAAAAACCAACCGGGCCUGAACGAACCACUCAAGUGGGCCGAUCUGCGAAAGAUCAUUCGCACCGUGCUGAUCAAUCAACUGCUGAUCAGCGUCCCGAUAACGCUGUUCGGCUACCGCGCCCUUGUAGCUAGCGGUGUUGUGCUGAACGUCCGCACUCUACCCAGUCUGUAUGAGGUGAUUCGAGAUCUGCUGAUCAGCGCAGCUGGUUGGGAGCUCGGUUUUUACUACAGCCAUCGGCUGCUGCAUUCCAAGUACCUGUACAAGCUGAUACACAAGCAACACCACGAAUUCACGGCACCAGUUGCCUGGGCCGCCAUCUACGCGCACCCGAUCGAGCACAUCUUCAGCAAUCUGCUGCCGCCCUUGAUCGGCAUCCAGCUGAUGCGAAGCCACGUGCUGACGUCUGCCCUUUGGCUGACGUUCGUUAUCCAGGACACCAUCACUGGUCACUCGGGAUACCACGUGCCGUUUUUGAGUAGCAACGAAGCCCACGACUACCACCACAUGAAAUUCAACCAAUGUUACGGUGUGUUUGGUUGGCUCGAUUGGCUGCACGGUUCCGACGCUCAAUUCCGAGCUUCUCGAUACUAUCAGCGCCACCAGAUGCUGUUCGGCGCCAAAUCAGCCCGCGAGCUGGUGCCUGAAGCCAAGAAACUGCACCAAAAGUGA
Molecule: messenger RNA, 867 nt
Organism: Anopheles nili
Lineage: Eukaryota; Metazoa; Arthropoda; Insecta; Diptera; Culicidae
Product: fatty acid hydroxylase domain-containing protein 2-like
Exons: 4
Coding region: 1-867 (288 amino acids)
Biological process (GO): sterol biosynthetic process
Molecular function (GO): C-4 methylsterol oxidase activity; iron ion binding
Source: RefSeq, a predicted model, not a curated record